AUGGCGCAUAACUAUGGAACUUUUUCAGGCUAUGUAGAUCCCCAACCGUAUCCAAAUAACAAUUGUGAUCACCAACUAAUGGAUGCUGAGUUCCAGACGAACGAAAGCCUUCAAAACUCGUUUUCUGGCGUGAAUAAUUCUGGAUUCGGUCCUGGCGAUCCAAACGUACUGUUUAACCAAAUGGCAAGCAAUAGCACCUUGGCCCCGGACCCAGAUCAGAUGAACCAUACUGCGACGCAGGGGCAACAAAACCCUACUGGCGGGGGAACGACUAGCCAAACAUCAACCACGACGAGUUCAGCAAAUGCGCGUCCAUUCAAGAAGCGGAAGCCUCGUAAGAAAAAAUCAGACAUCCCAGCACAAGUUUCUGAAAAUUCGACAUCGAACGAGGGUCGCGAGGGUCGCAACCCAACCACCAAUACCACUGCAUCAGACCCCCACCCUUCUAGUAACCGUCCACGCGGAGAAGCUACCACAUUUCAAAAUGAAGAUAACCCAAACCUUUCAGUCUCUCGCAACCGACCAUCUCUCCCAAACAAUCUGAUGAGUAGCCUGCAGAAUGAAACUCUCCUUGGACUUCGAAUCGCUCAGAACACCGUUGGUCAAAACAAACGAAUCACCAAUCAAAUUAAAGAUCAGCUCAAAGAAAUCACCUUAGAAUAUCAACGCAAGAUUCACCUUCUAGCUUUAGAGCAUAAGAUCCGAUCAGAGCUUCUUUUCAAAUGGGUGGGUGUGUGGAACAAGGUCCGAGGCCCCAACAGGUUCAAUAACUUCUGCCGGUACGCUGCAGAAGCUCGAAAACUUUUUGAUUCAAAGCUGCUACCCCCUGCUGAGAGAAUGCAACAGGUUGCUGAACGAUGGAGGCAACUUGACGAGGAUGAACAAUUGAAGUAUAACGACUGGGAUUUCAUCAACUCACUUCGUGAAAAAAUGGGACUGAAACCUGUCGAGGAUCCUGAAGAGAUUGAGGAUGAGGAUCAAGAGCAGGCAAGGGAGCUGGAACAAGACACUACAGGUGGGCCAAAGAAGACCGAUGCACAAGUUCUUUCUCAUUGUAAAGCUUGGGCUAAGAAGGCAGUCACCGAUAUGAAUUUUUUCAGCACACAGUACUCAGUUGAAUCAUUUUUGGUUCUUGCAUCAACCAAUAUCAACGGGCGUGUCUUCAUCACCGGCUCAAGUUUUCUUGGUGCAGAUUACAUGCAACUUCUCAGCACCAAGGCUAAGAAGGGCAUGAUUUCUUCAGAAUUGGCAAGAACCUACAAUUAA
This is a messenger RNA of Puccinia graminis f. sp. tritici CRL 75-36-700-3, 1266 nucleotides long. RefSeq lists its product as uncharacterized. The transcript has 3 exons. The coding region runs from base 1 to 1266 and encodes 421 amino acids. The record is from RefSeq and is a predicted model, not a curated record. Lineage: Eukaryota; Fungi; Basidiomycota; Pucciniomycetes; Pucciniales; Pucciniaceae.